UAUGUUUAUUUGCUUUUGAAAUCAGUCUGUUUGUGUUGGGUAUUUUCCCACACAGCACAAAUAUAAUAUUUAAUUUUGUGGUGUUAAUUACCUACAAUUAUGUGCAAUACCGGUUUAUGUGGAAUAUUAAAAAAUUGUGGUUUAAUUUUUAUUUACAUAUAUGGAUCAUGUCACAUUGCUUUUGAAAUGAUUCAAACAAUUAUACCAAUUGGGAUUAUAUUAAUUUUCAUUUUUACUUUUGGGUUGUAUGCCGUAAAGGUUCCUCCGCCUGAUGAAGACACUGUUAAAAAACUUAUUGGACUCCCUUUGACAGAGGAAAGUGAAAAUCCCACAGAGUAUUACAUGAAAACAGUCGCCCAUCGCGGAGCUGGCUUGGAUGCACCGGAAAAUAGCUUAGUUGCAUUUGACUUGUGUAGCAAAAAGGGUUGUAACAUAAUCGAAUUUGAUGUAACGCUUACUGCCGAUAAUGUACCUGUCGUGUUUCACGAUAAAACUUUGGAUAGAGUGGCUGAUUCCGAAAAAGUUUUGUCAAAAACCCUUUGGGAAGACCUGCAGAAAAUUGAUAUUUCGGUUCGACAUCCAUAUCGAGAACGAUUUAUCAAUACGCGGAUACCCACUUUGGAUGAAACUGUUCAGCAAUUAUUGAAAGCAGAACAGCGGAUGUUUAUAGAUAUCAAGACACAAAAUGGCAAGAUAAUUGACAUAAUACUGGAUCUAUACGAGAAAUAUCCUUCCUUACACUCGAUGGCUGUAGUUACAUCUUUUUACCCCAAUAUUAUUUACUAUAUAAGAAGAAGCAACCCUAAAAUUGUGUGUUCUUUAGCUUGGCGCCCUUACUCUUUCGCAAAUGUAUCGUAUAAUGCUAUGACUGGACCAGGAGAAAGAAGAUCUACCAACAUUUUAAAACAUCUAUUUCUUUGCUUAUGUGAUAAUCUUCACGAAUGGCUUUUACCUCGGCUAACAUACAACAUCUUAGGAUUAUCCAUGGUAUUAUUGCACAAAGAUGUAAUUAGUCCAAAGGUGGUGGCUGAUUGGCAGGCUAAGGGAGUACGAGUGAUGGCAUGGACGGUUAAUCAUCCCAUCGACAAACAAUACUUUGCUAAAACUCUGAAAAUCACUUAUUUGACUGAUACUUUAACUGGAGAGAGUACUGUACAUUCAAAUUCUUUGGAAUAAGUUUCAUCUUGGCAGCUUUAGUUUCAUACUUUUUUACAAUUAAAUCUUUUAAUUUGUAUCUUGUAUUUAUUACAAGGCUGAUAUACAGGAAUUGUAAGUAUCUAGCAUAACCAGUAACACUUUUUUUAUCUGUGAUUUAUACUUAAGUUUGUAAUUAUUUUUUGAAGUGCACAUUUUUUUAAGGUAAAGAUUUUACAUUUAUUUACUCCUAUGUAUCAUGCUAGAAUAUGUAUGUCUAUAUGUGUUGUAAUGUUUUUUCAAUUAAUUACGUAUUUAAAUGCACAAGUGACUCUGAAAUGGCUCAGAGUAUGUACAAAAUAAGCAAUAAAAUAUGAUUAUAUA
Photinus pyralis (common eastern firefly) is the source of this 1518-nucleotide messenger RNA. Its product is annotated as glycerophosphodiester phosphodiesterase 1. Gene Ontology annotation, molecular function: phosphoric diester hydrolase activity. The coding region runs from base 100 to 1176 and encodes 358 amino acids. Gene Ontology annotation, biological process: lipid metabolic process. The transcript has 6 exons. The record is from RefSeq and is a predicted model, not a curated record. Lineage: Eukaryota; Metazoa; Arthropoda; Insecta; Coleoptera; Lampyridae.